This is a messenger RNA of Mucor velutinosus, 1014 nucleotides long. RefSeq lists its product as uncharacterized. Lineage: Eukaryota; Fungi; Mucoromycota; Mucoromycetes; Mucorales; Mucoraceae. The transcript has 6 exons. The record is from RefSeq and is a predicted model, not a curated record. Gene Ontology annotation, molecular function: nucleic acid binding. Bases 1 to 1014 code for a protein of 337 amino acids.
AUGGAUGCCGCAUUACUUGGUUUGGAUCCUCUGUUCCUUACCAACGUCAAACUGACUAUUCAUGACUUGCUGAAUCUUGAGCAGACAAAUGAAGAUCUGAUUGGUGUUUAUAAACUCUUUGAGCACAAAAUCAAGCUUGCUGACAUAUGUGGCACAAUCGUAGCUGUCGAGAGAAACAAUUAUACAACCAAUUACACAGUGGAUGAUGGUACUGGAACCGUUACAUGUAGUUACUGGAGUGCGACCGAGAAAUUGGAUUACAAACCAUUGUCGCUUGGCACAACUGUGCGUAUUACUGGAAAGAUUUCAACCUAUAAGGAUGAAAGGCAGAUUGUGAUUUACGAUAUAUAUCCAACAUUUGAUCCAAAUCAAGAAUUGCAGCACUUUGUACAAGCCAUCUUGCUUCGAAAGGAAUACGAAAAGCCUUACGAAUUACCUACACAGAUGAAAUCACAUGCUAAAGACUUGGUGGAGCAAAUACAGGUCGAUGAUGAAGAUCAGCUAGUCUAUAGCUCACAAGCGAGAAAAUUGGAUACGCGGGCAUUUGAAGAUGCACUAUUGCGAUUUUACAAAUCACGAUCAACAACAAGAGUUUCCUGGAACGAUGCAAGAGACGAUGCGGAAUUGGAGAAUAUGGCUUUGGAAAUAUUACGAGGCAUUCCUAGAAACAAACCAAUAGUGCCAAAAGACAUCAGUGUCAUGUUUAAUAAAGCAACAGACAAGUGGUUGAAAGCGGGAUACAUCUACAAGACAACCUCAGAUGACAUAUAUAAUGUGGUGGACGAAGAAGAUCUCGCAAAUGUAAUUAUCAGAUCGAUCAAGGAAAUGUCAAAGCAGCUACCUGACCAACUCAGUGGCAUACGUGUGGAGUACAUUGCCAAAGCUGUCGUUGCUAGUAGCACAUACUCCAAUCUUUACUACAGCAGCGAGAUUAUUGAAAAAGUUGUGGAUGAUCUUGUUGAACAGAGCGUAAUAUACCCAACAGGCCACAGCGAAUAUAAAGUCUUCUUGUAG